This is a messenger RNA of Closterium sp. NIES-65, 3552 nucleotides long. NCBI's taxonomy places the organism in Eukaryota, Viridiplantae, Streptophyta, Zygnematophyceae, Desmidiales, Closteriaceae. The record is from the annotation of a GenBank genome assembly.
AUGGCCGGGAUUGGUGGGAUCGGUGGGAUCGGUGGCGAGGCGCCUUUUUCGGAAGCUGUCGUCUCGUCCAUCCUUCCCGCAUCCCUUCGCGCACUCCCCGCACUCGCCCUCUCGCCGCGCUACACGGGCUGUGCGCUCGCUACUGCUGCGCUGCUGCUCGUCGCGUCGCUCGUCCUCGCCCUCCAAACCACGCUGCUCCACCCCGCACAGCAGCGCGACCCAGUUGACUCGUUUGACUCCGUUGAUCGCAGCUCCUCGCUGCCCUAUGCCACGUAUAAGCCCCUCCCUCCCCACCCAACUCUGCACCGCACCUCCUCUCCUUUCCCCCGCACCACCCCGCCAUUGUCCCCUACCAGACAUGACACACAGCUGCCAUGGGUGGAGUACUGGGUGCAAGCGGGCGUGCAGGCGGUGCUGUGGGCGGACGUGCUGUCCUGGGAGCACGUGGACCCCGACCAUCCCACCAGGGACGCCCUCGCCCACAUGCACGCGCAGAAGCAGGCACUGGUGAGAGCGUACGAGGGGGAGGGGCGAGUGGGGUUUCAUCGCGAGGUGAUGGGCGUGGGCAGCACGAGGGCGCACGUGGUGGAGCGCGUGGUCGCCAUGGCAGCUCACCAGACCUCCGCAGAAUGGCUGCUGAUUGCUGACUCGCCACGCGCCUUUUUCUCCCUGCCCUCCCACCCUCACCCCGGCUCCCUCUCCCGUUUCCUGGCGCAGCAACCAGCGCAUGUGCUGCAGGGUAGUGCGUACGGCAGUGGGAUGGGGUGGGGUGCCAUGGCAUGGGAUGGGAAUGGGCCGGUAUACAUGACAAGUAAACCCCUGUUAACCCACAACCCACCCUUUUUCUCCCUUCUCUCGCCCUCCGGCUCUCCCCACUUGCCCUGCACCAUCCCCCCCCCAACCUCCUCGGCCCUUUCUCAGGUGCGCCCGUCCCUGUCAUACCUCUCGUCCCGGCCGCUGCUCAUCCCCUUCACCUUCUCGCCGCGCUCGCUCUUCUCCCACGGGCCUGUCACCGAUGUGCUUCUGGACCCCGAUGAGCAAGACGACGGGAGCUCGGGCGAUGAGGAUGGAGGAGGGGCGGACAGGAUUCACACUCAGGGGCAUGAACUGGAAGGCGGGGAGUCAAGUAACGAACCACAAUGGACUCUAUUAGAAUCUGCUGCUUCUGCUGCUGCUGCCACUAAAGCUGGCAUGUUGACUGGCAACGAUGCUGCUCACAGCAACCCUUCCAUGGCUGUGCAGCAUUGCUUCCGCCCCUUGGCCUCUCUUGCUCCCAUGGGCGCCAGUGAAGCAGGCAGGGGAGAAGGGGAAGGCUUAGAUGGAGGGGUAGAUGGUGGGAUGGGGGGAGGAACGAGUGGGUUUGAAGGGGAAGAGGAGGGCCAGCCAGCAACAGUGGUGGUGAUGGCAGUGCGAGCAGCCGCUGUGCGUGAAUUGACACCAAAACGUGGCUUGCAUCACCGUCGUCACCACGAUGAUUACGAUGAUCGUGACAGUGCUGAUGCUGAUGCUGAUGCUGCGGCUGCGGCUGGUGGUGCUGGGAACAAAUCUGCUCUCGCUCACCUGCUUUUCUCGUCGCCAUCAGAACCAGCUGGCAAGUCAACCCAGCAGCAGCAGGCUGAGGCACAGGGACUGGUUGCAGUGCUACUGUCACCCCAUAGCUCUGGCAGUAGCAGCAGUGGCGGCAGUGGCAGCAGUGGCAGCAUGAACAGGGAGCAGGAGAUGGAAGCAGCGGUGGAGGCAGCAGGUGGUGUGUGCCGCGGUGGUUGGAUGGACGGUACCGACCCACACAGUGGGCUCCUGGAGUUCAAGGUCGUGCACCUGAGAGGCGCAAGGGCGGAUAGGAAAUGGGGGACGGGUGGAGGGUGGGAAGGGAAGGAGAGGGGGUGCGUGUUACUCAAGUGCUGCAGUUUUCCCUGUCCCUCUCCUUUUGUCCCUCCUCUUUCCGCCCACUCCACCCCCCUCUCCUCAACCCCUCCUCUCCCCCUUUCCUCUCCCCCCCACUCCCCCCUCUCCGUUGCCUCCAACUUUCAGGCUUUAGCAAAGGCAGUGUUCCCACGAGUGCACAUGCAGGCAGCGCGUGUAGCAGCAGCGGUGGUGCACGGAGCAGUGCAGCGAGUGCAGGCUCUUGUGCAGCGCAUGCAGCAGCAGCUCAACCACGCUGAAAGGGUGGCGGAGAAGAGGACAAAUCUCUCAGCCAUCUUUGCAACUUGGUUGGAGUAUGGGCGGUAUGCGGGGGUGCAGCAUGUGUUCUGGUACGACACUGCACACUCCCAGGAAGAGAGCCAGGAGGCGGCACUGGCAGCGUAUGUGGGGGCGGGCGUGCUGACAUACCACCGCUUCUACCGCCUCUUCCCCGAGUGGCAUGACAUUCACUACGAGCAGGACUCCUCUGUCUCGCACUUCCUCAAGACGUACAGCACGCGGGUGCGGUGGGCGGUGCUGUGCGACAUAGACGAGUACAUGUUCAGCCCCUCUGACACCCUCCCUGGCUUUCUCCUCCGCUUCCUCACACGCCACGUGCAGCCCGCUAGUAAUGCCACGGCACAGGUGGGGUUGAGAGGAAUGUUGUGGGAUGGAGAUGGGUUCACAUACAUUGUGAUGCAUGUCACAGCGUGCCCUCUUCCUCCUCCUCCUCCUCCUCCUCCUCCUCCUCCUCCUCCUCCUCCUCCUCCUCCUCCUCCUCCUCCUCCUCCUCCUCCUCCUCCUCCUCCUCCUCCUCCUCCUCCUCCUCCUCCUCCUUCCAUCCUCGUUAUUGUCGGUUCCAUUUCUCCACCCCAUCACAUCCACGUGAACUUGUUCCCCAACCAACCUACUCCUCACCCUUCUCCCACCACAUCUCCCCCAUACAACCAUAUUCUCCCCACCCCUCCCUCCCCCCACUGCCCAACCAUCUCUCCCCCUCGCCAGGUCCUCGUGCAGAAUCUCUUUUUCCAGGGCGCGCCCACAUGCGCGCCACCGUGCCUCCUAGUGGACGCGUACACGCAGAGGAGCGCGCACACGGAGGGGCCAGUAGCGCGCACCAAGGCCAUUGUGCGCGUGGACCAGGUGCAAGGAAACUUUGGUGGCAACCCGCACAAGUUCUGGAUGAAGGGCGAGGCUAUUGGGGGGGAGGUGGGGGAGGUGGCUUUAGGCGGAAAGGCGGAGGGUGGAGGAGGAUGGAACGAGGGCGGGGAACGGGGAACGGGGGGCGGGGAGGGUAGUGGGGAGGGAGAGAGAGGUGGGGAUGGGGAGCGUGGAGCAGGUGGUGUAAUGGGGGGCAGGCGAGGGAGGGUGACGGUGGUUGCGGACCCGUCGUUGCUGCGUAUGAACCACUACUGGGGCUUGAGAGCUGUUGACUUCAACCCAUGGCCAGAGCACGACCGAGACAAGCUGAUUCCAGAUGCGUCCGUAGGGCCAAUAGCGGACGCCAUACGACCCAGACUAGUGCCUGCAUGGCAGUGGUGUGUUGAAGAGAAGACGCUUCAGGAUAUACACCUUCUAAAAACAUCAAUUGCAAAUUCAUCGCAGCAAUGCAGGAUGCUACAGAUGGCAAUUCAAUGGAUGCAAGCAUAA